UUGAUUUGUAAGUUUGACAGAUAGUACGGUGUUGCCGACGACGCACUUAAAAUUUGCAAAAUGGAAAUCUGAUCAUUCGUGGGGCAUUAGGCGACACUGUGUUUUAAGAAAAAUAAAAUUUUUUAUAGGUUACAUGUCAAUUAAUGGCGAAGAAAGAAGAUACCUGAAUUAAAUUGGGGAUCUCUAACAAUACAUUGUCUUUUGUCCACAAAAACAGGAGAGAUGGAAUUCGCCGAGUUGAUUCUGGUGCCAAAACUGGAUGGUGUGGUAAUGCGUGCACCAUUUCAAGCACCUGUUGAUGGAACUCUGUGUAUUACUGGUCAUCAUAUGAUACUUUCUUCACGAAAAGAAGGCGUGGAAGAAUUAUGGUUAUUGCAUCAUAAUAUAGACAUUGUUGAACGGAAACCUAAUGGUCUACAGGGAGGAGUCUUGAAUAUCAAGUGUAAGGACUUUAGAAUAAUUCAACUAGAAAUCAAUUCCACUGAUGAUUUUACUAAGGUGGCUUUUUCUAUAGAAAAGCUGUCUUCCAUUGAGGAACCAACACUUCAUUAUCCAUUUUUCUACCGUCCGAUGUAUCCUAUACUGGAAGAUGGUUGGACAGCAUUCCGACCAGAAACUGAAUUUUCAAAACUUGUUACAACAUUGUCUGAAGAAUGGCGCAUCAGUUAUAUAAACAAAGAUUUUAAUAUUUGCCCAACGUAUCCUAGUGCGGUUGUAGUGCCAAAAACCAUUGAUGAUGAAACUAUUGCUAUAGCAGCCAGUUUUCGUGAUAGUGGGCGUUUUCCAGUAUUAAGCUACAGGCAUGAAGGUGGGAGUGUUCUCAUGCGCAGUAGCCAACCAAUGACGGGACCAAACUCAAAAAGAUGCAAGGAAGAUGAAAGACUGAUCAAUUCAGUGCUUGGACCAGGAAAACGAGGUUACAUAAUUGAUACAAGGACACAAACAUUGGCACAAACUGCAAAGUCUCGAGGUGGAGGAUUCGAGGUUGAAAUAUACUACCCUCAGUGGCGUAGAGUUAAUAAACCAAUUGAUCGACACCAUGUUCUUCUUGAUAGUCUCACAAAACUUGUUGAAGCAUGCAAUGAUACUUCCACAUCCAUGGAUCGUUGGCUGUCACGCCUGGAGUCGUCUAACUGGAUGUCACACAUCAAGGAUACACUAAAUUGUGCCUGUCUAGUUGCACAGUGUCUUGAUCAGGAAGAAGCUUCUGUACUUGUUCAUGGUUCUGAAGGGAUGGAUGCAACCUUAUUAGUUACUUCAUUGGCACAAGUAAUUCUUAAUCCUGAUUGCCGGACAGUGCGAGGGUUAGAAGCACUGAUAGAAAGGGAAUGGCUGCAAGCUGGUUAUCCGUUCACAGUCCGUCACAGCAAAUCCUGCUAUGCAGCUAACAGUAGCAGUCGCACUAAAGGGCAUGCACCAACAUUUCUACUGUUCCUAGACUGUGUAUGGCAAGUGCAUCAGCAAUUUCCAUGUAGUUUUGAGUUCAGUCCUUACUUUCUCAUCAUGCUCUUUGAGCACUCAUACUCAUCACAAUUUGGUACAUUUGUAGGUAAUUGUGAAGCAGAGCGGGUACAGUUGAAACUUGCAGAGCGCACUGUCAGUCUGUGGUCAUAUGUUAACAGGCCUGAUGUUCUGCAGUCAGUGCUUAACCCAAUGUAUGAACCCAACAGUAGAGUAAUUUGGCCCUCAGUUGCACCAGUAAGCUUGGCUUUGUGGUCUGAGCUGUAUCUUCGAUGGGUGGUGGAUCAAGGACCACAAAAAGCUGCAUGGCGGAAGAUAACUCAACUGCGACAAAGGGAAGCAGAACUUCGUUUGGAAGCUGGAAGAUUACGUCGUCAGUUAGCUGAUCUGCAACGUGAAGCAAUUACUGCUGGUAUACUUUAAGUACCAAUGUUGUAAAAAGGGGGAGCUACUGUAUAAAAUUAUUUACUCACUUACUGCUAUUAUUAGUAAAGAUAAUGGACUAGCUGCAGCCAUCUGAGCUUCAUAGAGCUUUUUGCAAACUUAGUAAUGAAUGGUUAUAAAUGAAACUUCUUGCACUUUCAUAUCAUAUACCAUGUGCACUUGGAUGAUGGCUAAGAUCAAUUUAAGUGAUGCAUUUCAAAGAACAGUAAGUGUCUUUUUGUCACAGAAUGUUGCGUGAUAAAUAUAGACUAAAUUGAUAUUUUAACUGCAACUUUAGCAGAAUCUAGUAUUUUCUAUUUCAUUGUCAACUAAAAUAAAUACCUGAGCAACUGUAAAGUGGGUUACCUAAACCUUUUUUGUAAUAUGAUGUGGUUGCUUAUAUAACAUCAAGCCAGAGAUACUUCCCAGUCUUUCAUUACAAAUUUAUUUGUUUUGUUAUAAAAUGGAACAAAUAACAGAAAAUAAAGUAUAUUUUCAUUGUA
This is a messenger RNA of Schistocerca piceifrons (Central American locust), 2387 nucleotides long. Its product is annotated as myotubularin-related protein 9. The transcript has 12 exons. The record is from RefSeq and is a predicted model, not a curated record. Gene Ontology annotation, biological process: negative regulation of autophagy. Bases 223 to 1884 code for a protein of 553 amino acids. NCBI's taxonomy places the organism in Eukaryota, Metazoa, Arthropoda, Insecta, Orthoptera, Acrididae.